Messenger RNA from Aspergillus sclerotioniger CBS 115572, 2418 nucleotides. RefSeq names its product aromatic amino acid ammonia-lyase. Bases 85 to 2142 code for a protein of 685 amino acids. Lineage: Eukaryota; Fungi; Ascomycota; Eurotiomycetes; Eurotiales; Aspergillaceae. The transcript has 3 exons. Gene Ontology annotation, biological process: L-phenylalanine catabolic process. Gene Ontology annotation, molecular function: ammonia-lyase activity. The record is from RefSeq and is a predicted model, not a curated record. Gene Ontology annotation, cellular component: cytoplasm.
GACCCCUGUCACCACUCUAAUCCUCACUCUUGGUGACGCAACGGAGUUGUUGAAUUGACACUUGCCUUGAUCAAGACACAAAACAUGGAGUCGCAUCUGAGUCAUUUGCAAAAAACCUGGCAACUUGUGGAAAGGCUUACCGGGUCAAACUGCCAUGUGUUUCUAGAUGGUGACUCGCUGAGUUUAGGAGCAGUUGUAGCCGUUUCAAGAUCUUUGGCAAAGGUGUCAGUGCACGACCCAGAGCAGCUAGCUCAACGCCUAGACGAAGGCGCGAAAACUCUUACACGCCUCCUUGAUAGGAACGAGCAGGUCUAUGGAGUCAAUACGGGAUGUGGAAGCAAUGCGGAUACUCGGACGGAGCAACUGCGCAUCCUUCAACAUUCAUUUUUGCAACACCAGCAAUGCGGGAUCCUUCCUGAUAUGGCCUCUGCCGGGUUGAGCGCCAUGGAAGAGAAUAGUCACAGCCUUCCCUCGGAUAUUGUCCGUGCCACCAUUCUUUUGCGCUGCAACUCGCUUCUCCGCGGACACUCGGGUGUGAGGAUCAAGAUCAUUGACCUUCUACUCUAUGCGUUGAAUGAGGACAUCACUCCAGUAGUCCCUCUGCGUGGGAGUCUUUCUGCUUCCGGAGAUCUCUCUCCGUUGUCUUACAUCGGUGGGUUAAUCGAAGGGAGCCCCGACGUUUACGUCCGGAUGAAAGAGAAUGGCAAGGCACGAGUCAUGACUGCUGAAACAGCCCUGCAGCAAGCGAAUAUUCGUCCUUUGUCACUGAAUGCCAAGGAAGGCCUAAGUAUUGUAAACGGCACUGCUGUUAGCGCUGCUGCCGCGUCAUUAGUGUUAUACGAUAGCCAUAAUUUGGCCCUUUUCUCGCAGGUUCUUACGGCCAUGGCAACAGAAGCCCUGCUAGGCGCUGUCGACAACUACCAUGAGUUCAUCUCUAAAUGUCGACCACACCCAGGCCAGACAGAGGUAGCAAGAAAUAUUUGCUCCUGUCUUCGAGGAUCUCGUCUCCCUCAGGAUACGGAUGUGAAUAAAUUGGGGCUGGUCCAGGACCGAUAUGCUUUGCGUACUGCACCGCAGUGGAUUGGACCCCAGCUUGAAGAUCUUUUGACUGCAGAUCGACAGAUUGAUAUUGAACUGAAUUCGUCUACGGAUAAUCCACUAAUCGACGUGUCAAGGGAUCGCUUUCACCACGGGGGUAAUUUCCAAGCGGCUUCGGUAACUUCUGCCAUGGAGAAAGUCCGUGGUGCGCUGGUUAUGCUGGGAAAGAUCCUCCUUGGGCAAUGUAACGAGCUUAUCAAUCCCUUCCAGAACGGAGGUCUGCCCCCAAAUCUUUGUGCAGACGAUCCCAGUCUCUCUUUCGCAGUCAAAGGGUUAGACGUUCAUAUGACGGCAUAUUACUCCGAGUUGGCCUACCUCACCAAUUCGGUUGCUAGUCAUGUCCAGACCGCCGAGAUGGGGAAUCAGUCAGUCAAUUCUUUGGCACUCAUCUCUGCGCGGUACACAGGCCAAUCGGUGCAACUUCUGUCGAUGAUGUGUGCUGCACAUUUGUACGUCCUUUGCCAAGCAUUGGAUCUCCGUGCCCUCAGCCUAGAUUUUUUCGCUACUGCCAAAACAGAGACAAGCGAUAUGUAUUGCAAGAUCUUCAUAACUGAUGAAGAACUGGAUUCCUCUCAAUUUGAGAACGUAUGGUUCCAGAUCGAAUCGACCUGGCUAAGCACGGCCCAGCUGGAUCUUAGCGAUCGCUGUGAGAAGGUAGCUGCGCAAUCUGUUGCGUACCUCAUGAAUGAAAGGUUUAUGGGACCAACAACUCCCUCCCCCCAAUUCUGCAGCUCGAUCAAGCGAUGGAGAGAAAGGCUAUCUUGCCUGCUUUGCGAUCUUUACAACCAUACUCGAGCUGGUUUCACUAAAAGUCCUUCUACCCCCUCCUAUCUCGGUGAAGUGACCAGAUCCACGUAUGAAUUUGUGCGACACAAACUUGCCGUGCCAUUCCAUCGGGGAGUCAGCGACCACCCAACCAUUAUCGGUAACAGUGCUACCGGCGAAUCGAAAAAGACAAUCGGGUUUCACGUUACCCGCAUUUAUGUCGCAGUCGAGAAUGGUGACCUUAUGAAGCCGAUCAAGCCGAUUCUCAAGCCUCAAUAAAGACCUUUAUUUCUUCUUGGCAGCUGUGUCAUGUCAUUCCCAAGCUUACCAGCUGGACCAAUUGAUUGAUCUACACGACUGCACUGUCUCUGCUAUACCCUCUUCUUCAAAUUAAUAUGUCCGCGCGGAAGAUACAGGGAAUCUAUGACACCCCGUCAUGGUUGCGCAGUCAUUAAUCAAGCCGUUGUUACCAGAAAUUGCAAGUAGCCAGUGUAGUCGGCCUUGGAUUUUUGACGCUGGACCAAUGAGAGACUGAAUAGGCUUCUGAGAACCAGA